Petromyzon marinus (sea lamprey) is the source of this 771-nucleotide messenger RNA. The record is from RefSeq and is a predicted model, not a curated record. Lineage: Eukaryota; Metazoa; Chordata; Hyperoartia; Petromyzontiformes; Petromyzontidae.
GCUGUUCUCCGCCCGCUGCCCCGCCUGCACGCGCCCCAUCUCCCCCACGGAGCGCGUGCUGCGCGCCCCGCUCAGCGGGCGCCCCUUCCACGCUCGCUGCUUCCGCUGCGCGCUCUGCAGGGCCACGCUGCGCCCGGGGGACCGGUUCCUGCUGCUCAGGGACGGCAGCCCCGCCUGCAGCGGCCACGGGGGUGGUGGAGGUGGCGGUGGCAAGAGGUUGAAACGGCCACGGACGAUCCUCACCCCGCAGCAGAGGAGAGCGUUCAAGGCCUCCUUUGAGAUGUCCUCCAAACCCAGCCGCAAGGUGAGGGAGAUGCUCGCUGCUGAGACCGGCUUGAACGUGCGGGUGGUGCAAGUCUGGUUCCAGAACCAGCGCGCCAAGCGGUGUCGCCUUGCAGACUCCCCAGUGUCGGCAGCAGCGGCGGUGAGGAUGGAGGAGCGGGCUGGGGUUGGUGGAUCACGGAGGGAUGAGACUCACUUCCCACCAGCGGAACCCUUUGGGGAGGGUCUCACCCCACCGCUCCUGCCCGGGGAUCACCUUCACCCCUAUGGCCACGCGAGCUACUUCCACUGCGGGGGAGACAGGAAGCCGCAGCACUGCAUUGUGGGUCACGCCGAGCCACUUCCUCUGCCUCCUGCCGCUGCUGCUGCUGCUGCUGCCCGCGCCAAGCUGGGCAAUCCCAUCCAGCAUCUGUACUCGAUGCAGAGUGCCUACUUCACCUCCUAGGGCUCAGCCAGUCCACCCACCCACCCACCAGCCAGUCCACCAGC